Messenger RNA from Cetraspora pellucida, 513 nucleotides. Lineage: Eukaryota; Fungi; Glomeromycota; Glomeromycetes; Diversisporales; Gigasporaceae. The record is from the annotation of a GenBank genome assembly.
AUGAAUAUACAAACUUCACAGCAAACUAAAAAUGAAUUAUCUGGUAAUUGGUUCGAACUUUUUGAACCUCAGGAUAACUUUGAUCUGCAAGAAAUUGUAGAAUCACUUUUAGAAGCUGCAGCUUUAAAUGUAGAGAAGCAACAAUUACUUGAAUAUAUUAAUAAUAAGGCAAAUGAAAUAGUUAAUAGAGAGAUGAAUAUGAAUAAAGAGGUGAACAAAGUGGUAGAUGUGGAUAAAGAGGUGGAUGAAGUGGUAGAUGUGGAUAAAGAGAUGGGUGAAGUGGUAGAUGUGAAUAAAGAGAUGAGUGAAGUGGUAGAUGUGGAUAAAGAAAUAGACCAGGUAGUGGAUAUAGACGAAGUGGUAUAUGUAAAUAAAGAGAUGAAUGAAGUAGUGAAUAUGGAUAAAGAGGUAGACAAAGUAGUAGAUGUAGAUAAAGAGAAAGAUGAAAUGUUGAUGUGGAUAAAGGAAUGGAUGAAGUGGCAGAUGUGGAUAAAGGGAUGGGCAAAGUGGUAG